Molecule: messenger RNA, 8670 nt
Organism: Haliotis rufescens (red abalone)
Lineage: Eukaryota; Metazoa; Mollusca; Gastropoda; Lepetellida; Haliotidae
Product: endophilin-B1-like
Exons: 13
Coding region: 64-1254 (396 amino acids)
Biological process (GO): membrane organization
Cellular component (GO): membrane; cytoplasm
Molecular function (GO): protein binding
Source: RefSeq, a predicted model, not a curated record
GUACAGCUUUGCCUGAGACGUCGACAGGUUUCAUGUUGUGAGUCACAUAGCCAAUAUACCAGGAUGGAUUUAAGUUCAAUGAGCCAAAAAUUUAAAAAGUUUGCAGGAUCUGCAUCUACAACAAUUAACAGAGCUGUACAGUUCACAGAAGAAAAACUUGGAUCUGCAGAGAAGACAGAACUUGAUGCUCACUUCGAGAACCUCCUCCAGAGAUCGGACAAGACGAGGAUAUGGACAGAGAGAGUCCUCAAGGGCACAGAGUGUGUCAUACAACCAAACCCAAAUCAGAGGAUGGAGGACAUGAUGUACGAGAAGCUGGAGAAGAAGAAGAAGGACAGGAUGACGUCAAGCGAGUCACUCGGCCAGCACAUGGUGGACGCCGGCAACGACUUUGGUCCAGGAACAUCUUAUGGUAACGCCUUGAUCAAGUCUGGCCAGGCUCAGAUGCGUAUUGGCAAUGCGGAGAGAGAGUACGUCCAGUCGACAGUGAACAACUUCCUCACACCACUCAAGAACUUCCUGGAGGGCGACAUGAAGACCAUCAUGAAAGAGCGUAAGCUCCUGGAGAACAAGCGUCUUGACCUUGAUGCAUGCAAGAGUCGACUGAGGAAAGCCAAGUCUACCACGGCCCAGCAACAGACUUCUCCUGAGGCUUCCUAUGCCAACCCGUAUCAGUCGUUUGAGACUGAGGAUGAUGUCAUCGCCAAAGCGGAGGCUGACCUGCGUGUGGCCCAGUCCGAGUUCGACAGGCAAGCAGAGAUCACAAAGAUUCUUCUUGAGGGAGUCAACAGCACCCAUGCCCAUCACCUCCGCUGUCUGAACGACUUCAUCGAGGCCCAGGGCAACUUCUACGCCCAGUGCUCCCAGUACAUCAGGGACCUCCAGAGUCAGCUGGGGAGUGUGUCAGCAGCCACCCCUCCUAGUGGUGAUAUGGAUUAUUCUGUUGGGUCAGCCACAAGCAUGGGUGGUGGGGCGCCCUCUAAUAUGCAUUCCUCCAGUGUCCCAAAUUCCAACAGCCCCUUGAUGCCCUCUGCACCCCCUGCAAUACAAGUCACAGCACCCACUCCAACUGAGAAAAAACAGGCCCGAGUAUUAUAUGACUACGACGCGGCAGAUAGUACUGAGUUGUCAUUAUUGGCCGAUGAGCUAAUUAUGGUGUACAAAGUUGCCGGUCUUGACGAUGAUUGGCUGAUGGCUGAGCGGGGUUCUCAACGAGGGAAGGUGCCUGUCACAUACCUGGAGGUGUUGGAGUGAUGAGGCCACACACAUCUACCUUCAUCUGUAUUUAGAUAAUGAUCUUAGUCUUACUACUUACCAGGGUUACCAUGGUUACGUGCUAGUAACAAGGAUCCUUAGUGUUACCAUGGUUUGUUUCUAGAAACAAUGGUCGUUCGUGCUACCAUGGUUACAUCUAGUGUAAUGGAUCCUUAGUAUUACUGUGGUUACUUCUAGUAACAAGGAUUCUUAGUGUUUCCAUGGUUACUUCUAGUAACAAGGAUCCUUAGUGUUUCCAUGGUUACUUCUUGUCACAAGGAUCCUUAGUGUUUCCAUGGUUACAUUCUAGUGGUAAGGAUACCUAAUGCUACCAUGGUUUCUAUCCAAACAUGGCUACUAAGGCUGAUUUAGUCACACUUGGAAUUAGUUGGAAUAGACAGUCCUCUUGUGCAAUUGUUUUUCUUGAAAUACUCAGUGAGAGUGCUUGUCCUCACACUGAAGCUUGGUCUGGCCUCCAAAACUGAUGAUCUGUCUGUUGAUGGCUCUAUGCAUUGAAACGUUUUCCUGUCAAGGGGCCUCUCAUUCUUCACGGGAUUGCAAAGUCCCGUUAAAGAUACUUGCACAUUCACAAAGUACAUCUUAAUAGUGAGUUUUCACCAUAUAGAAAAUACAGUUUUCUCAGUUGAAGGAUCUUUGAUUCCUCUGCUUGUGAACAUCAAUGUCUGUAAUGAUGUAUUUCAGAUUGAACAGUUAAUAAUUUAGCUCACUCCUCUUGUCUCAUGGUAGAAAGCCCAGAAGGGCUAGUUUCAGUUAAGAUCAAGAGCCCUAUGUUUAAUACAAGGUUGCCAGGUGUGUUGGGGAUUCAAACACUUGCUGAUUAAAGGUUUAAAUUGUUCUAUAGUCUCAAGUGGUCGUUCACACUGAAGUCUUUCCAAUUAAACACAUUUCUACAUUUUCACAUACAAGUCAGUAAAGUAAAAAUUCAUAAUUAAAUGUUUCCAUUCCAUAAGUAUCAUGUGAUAAUAUUUAAGUUGUUCUUUGUUUUUCUGAAUCUGGAUAACCACAUGAACACUAUUGUUGAGAAAUGGUUGUCUGUUUGAGUUAAGUAUGUCUAUUAUUUUGCUUUAAUGUCUAAAAUUAUUGAUCCCUUAGUAGCCAAUGAUAUGAAUUAAGGAUAAACUACAACCAUGGGCUGGUGUACAUAGUACUUACAUAUAUAUGUUUUAUGUUUCUAUAUUUUCUGCUAUGCAAAACCUGAUAGUCUUCACUGAGGCAAAUCAAGACAAGACAUAUGCAUACAAGUAUAUACCUACCAUGUCAAUCUUGAUUUCCAGCUAUUAAGGCCAUGAAAAGUUUGAAAUAUAGGUUUCUCAUUAAAACAUGCCAUUUGAACAAUUUGUGUAUUUCACUACUUGUGGUUUCAGUAAAUUUGUUAUCAAUUUCAGAUUGUCCAGAAUUUAAUGUAAGAGUUAUCUUUUUUGUGCCUAGAUUAUGUAGAUUUUUUACGUACUGAGAAUAAAAAAGAAAAUGUCUGAUGACUGGCUGUUUUGGAAAUAUGCAUUUGAUUAGAAACAUUCUUUUUAAUUUUACAUGGCCAAAUGCUUCACUUCAGAGGUAAAAUGUACAGACCUCUUUGAAAUAUCUCUUCUGCAGAACAUGAUACGGAUCAAAGACCUUGGAGGUCUAAGGUGUUUUCCUUGAAAUAGUUAAAUUUUCUCAAUAUUUUAGUAAUGUUCUUUUGCAGUGGUGAUAUAGAGUUUUAGUAGCAGAGAGGUAGUUAAUAUGUGGAUAAAUUUAUUCAUUGUAGAUAUACAUGAAUCCUAUUGUCACUUGAGAGAACCCUAUUGUCACGUGAGAGAACCCUAUUGUCACGUAUUGUGAGCACAUAUGUAUUGCUAUGUGUAAGACUCACAUCUAUGAUGGAUCCCUGGCAUCUUUGUAGAUAUUACUCUAGAUGGCCACAAACAAUGAAGAGGUUUUAGAUGAAUACAACUUUCAAAGUAAUAAAAAGAGGUGACGGUUGGGCCAGUCGCCAAAGGCGCCCCAGUUCGCUGGGCCUUGGCCCUGAUGCCCUGAUUGCACCAAAGUGGUUAACACUAUUAGCUCCAAGUAACAAUACCAGUAGGUGCCUAAGAGACCUGAUAGUGAAGUGGAAACAAGACAGAACCAGCAUUUCUCAAUGACAUUAACAUGAUGUCUUAGCUAAAUGACAUCAUCUCAGCAUGACCUUGACACUGGGAUAAUUAAUUUCUGGCACAAAAUAGACAUCUGCCUCAGACCCACAAUAGACCUGAGGCCUACAUAUAUAUAUAUAUAUAUGUAUAUAUGCAUGUUCCCAUUGAUAGUUUCUCAACCAACCUUUGUACAUCAUAACUGCCAAACUUGCCUUCUUUCAAGCACUGUAAGAAAUAACAUGUAAUCCGUGUUCAAAUAAAGAUGGGAAGCCCAAGGGUCCUUGUCAUGACUUUAAUGUGAAGAUUUAGGGGCUCCCUAGAUUCAAAAGCAGCGCACCUCAAGGACCCAAGGACUCCCCUUAACUUCAAACACUGUAAUGCCAAAUGAUGUAUGCUGUAUCUGUGUCUAUUUAUUGACUCCUACUCUCUGGCUGGUUGGGUGUAAAUUCAAGUCAGCAUUCCAUUAACUUUGCAUUUGUCCUCCCUGACUGUCGGAAUCACUAGAAUUUUGAUGACUUGGAAAUGGUUCUUCAGAUGCUUGAAACUCCUGAAAACUGUUUUUUUGCUGGAUUUGUUAACUCAACUUCAUGGCACAAUUGAUCCCCACGCACAUGACUUUUCACCUGGCUGCACUUGUGUAACAAUAGACCCUUAGCAGAAAUAGUUCACCUCCAGUGAGCACAAACUGACGUGUUGCUGAUUGUUGAUCCAUAAACCACAUUGAGAUUCCUAAGGAAACAACUUUCUCCCUGUGUAUCCACAUUGUUCAGCUUUGUGUUUUGUGAAAGGAACAGUCAAUGAUGUUUGUUGCCUUGAAGCAGGUGGAGAAAGUGCUGUUAUAAGUUUGAAGGAAAUGAGUACACUGGUUGCCCCAAUACAAUCUCACAUCACCAUGACAGUUCUCUCUGCAAAGUUUGUAAAUAUUUGUAAAGUAUUUUCUCCACCAUUAGUUAACAGAAGUUUAGAGCCUCUGCUGAGUCUAGAUUGUACUAUAUUGUAGAAUUGACACGUGAUACGACUACACAUCAAGGCUUAAACUAGAUUAACAUGUCAAAUAAAAGAUUGUUCCUGAGAACAUACAUAAACAUUAUUAAAGGGAAACCAAGAAAUUGUUCAAUCCAAGCUCCAAUGUGUAACUGGUCAGGUGACUAGUAGCACAACUACAGAUAUAUACUGAGCAAAACAUGUUGGGGAUAUAAGGUCACUGCAUAUAAGUUCCUUGACAUUGCAAAGAAAGGUGAUGUUUUAGUUGUAGUCGUUUUACCUGUGUUUAUAGUGAGUUUGCUGUAAAGAAAACACAUGUUCAUAUUUACGAAAACAAUCCUGAUUUUGCUACAGAUACAUAUUAAACAUAUUCAAGAAUAGAGCAGAUUUUGAUUUUAUUGCUAGACGAAGCAUUCCCUCAACCACUCACAUUUCACUUGAAAAAUAUCUAAUGAAGGUGUUUUAUUGCAAAAAUGAGAAUUAAGGAAAGUUCCCUUGUUCAUUCAGAGUAAGCCUUGAUUGUUGUCAUCACAAUUUAGAAGUAUGCAGUGCCAGUAUGUUGACCAUUGUGCAUGCUGGGAUUGCAGCACAUGUUGAUCAAUGUGCAUGCUGGGAUUGCAGCACAUGUUGAUCAAUGUGCAUGCUGGGAUUGCAGCACAUGUUGAUCAAUGUGCAUGCUGGGAUUGCAGCACAUGUUGAUCGGUGUGCAUGCUGGGAUUGCAGCACAUGUUGAUCAGUGUGCAUGCUGGGAUUGCAGCACAUGUUGAUCAGUGUGCAUGCUAGGAUUGCAGCACAUGUUGAUCGAUGUGCAUGCUAGGAUUGCAGCACAUGUUGAUCAGUGUGCAUGCUGGGAUUGCAGCACAUGUUGAUCAGUGUGCAUGCUGGGAUUGCAGCACAUGUUGAUCAGUGUGCAUGCUAGGAUUGCAGCACAUUUUGAUCAGUGUGCAUGCUGGGAUUGAAGCACAUGUUGAUCAGUGUGCAUGCUAGCAUUGCAGCUCAUGUUGAUCAGUGUGCAUGCUGGGAUUGCAGCACAUGUUGAUCAGUGUGCAUGCUAGGAUUACAGCACAUGUUGAGUGUUGUUGUGUAUGCUUGCAUUGUACAUGUUGUAGGAUGGAAGGACAUGUGAGUGUUAUGCAUGCUGGUAUCACAGUACCUAUUGUCCCUUCCAUAGUACUGGUUCCAUCCACUAGGUUCUGCCAGGGAAAGUCUUCCUGGUGGUAACAACAACGUGUAUUUAGAUAUUUGAACUGACCGCUCCGCCAAAAUUGAUAACAAAAAUAUUACAGUCUGACAUGUUGAUAGUUCAGCUGUACUGACAACAGACUCAAUUUCAAGAUAUAUUUGUCGGCACUGAUAAUACCUUUGCAUUUGGUUUCACCAAGACCAAUGACCUGCAUCUGUUUGGACUUUCGUCCCCUUCCAUUUGAUGGUGCUGUCUUAGUGCUGAUGACCUAUUGGGUUUCUCUUCUGCAAACUCAGGUUGGAUUAUCAGGGUAUAGCCAGACACCCUAAUAUGCAAAGACAGACCUCAUUUGGCAUCUUAGUUGAUUUUAACUUGAAAGCUGACUAGCCUGUGUAUUUAAAGGGGAUAUAUUUCCAAAUGGGACAUUUUAUCCACAAGAACGUUUGCAUGAGUAAUAUGUUCGAUAUAAUUUCAAAACAUCAAAUUUAUUUCAGUCAAAUUAGCCCUAGUUCCUCUCUUGUCAACUUUGGCACUAACACUAGAAAUAACAGACUCCUAUCAUCCAAACCAAAUGUUAGUUUUUAUGCUAUUCAGAGAGGUCCUAAAAAUUAUGUAAAAAUUACUUGAGCCACACUUUUUAUGCUUUAGAGAAAAGUAAUUUUAUGGUCAGUAAGAAAUUAACAAAAGAGCCAGAGAAAUGCCAUAAUUGUAUUGUACAGAUUUCUUUAAUAGCACCUGUAAAAGCGACCAGGAUGUCUUGAUGUAAAUAGAUCACGUCUUAUGCACUUGAUGCCAAUACUUUCAAAAUUGUUCCGCCCAAGAAAUUGCCCUGUUAUAUGAAGCAAUUUUUUGACAGCAAUAAUGAGAAAUAUUUGGCAUUAAAUGUCUGUGGCUUUUGUGUUCCUCCACUUCAACCUUUUCACUCCCUAACUGUUGUGUAUGUGUGUGCAGCUCCCCAAGUUGAGAUAGAACCCUAGCGAAAUAUUUGGUAGUAGUGUGUUAUGCCAUGUAUAGCUUUGUGGUGAUUCAAGGUUGGCUAAAAGUAUUUUUCUGGGAGAAUAAUGGUUAUUUUUGUUGACUAUUUUGUUCAUUUUAGUCAAAAUAGUUUUUCAGCAGCCUUUUAUUUGGUUUGUAAUAAUAAAGUAAAUCAGUGAAGUAUUUGAUGAUGGAAAUAUAGCAAUAUGAAAUGAACUUUGAGGGAUAAAGAAUUUGUUUAUGAGAGGAAGAAGAAAAUGAAAGGAUCAGACAGUUGUCACACAACCACCCAAUCUUCAGAAGUCGGCUUUCAUGACAAGCAUUGGCUACUGGGAACCUGUUUUGACACAGAAUCCUCAAAAGGUUUUCAGUAAGGACUCAUUAUUUAGAGAUAUCAAAUUCAUAUGAUACAAUAAUAUGCAUUGUAUUGCAUGUUCCACUUGAUGAGGGGGUCCCAUUUCCAGUCAAAAUAAUGUUCAUGUACUUUCAUUUUCUUCUCUUUCUGUCUUCUUGUUCAUGAGAACAAACUAUCAGUCUGUUGAGCCUUGUGAACAUUAACCCUAUGAAAUACAAGGAGUCUCUUCCUUUCAAUCGUAUCUCCUUUAAAUAUUGUUACUGAUUUACUGAUGGUGUUCAUCCUCUCUCAAUAUGUCCGAAAACUCUAGAUCUGCUAACGGUAAAAACGUAUUGCUUACAUUGCUCAACUCUGUAAUUGUAGAUAUUAUUUGUGGAAGUAUUAUCUUAAUAUGCUUUAAAGGGUUUGUUGGUAUUUGCAUGUUUAUCAGAUGAUUGUAUAUAGACAAAACUUUUAUUUUCGUGUUUAUUCCCUCAUUUAUUAUGAAACAUCACCUUAAUUUGUUCACCUGAAAGUCUCCAGUUAGAUACGAAGUGAUCUCUCUGUAAGUCUCAAUGCGUUGAAACAAACCCUUCAAGAGAUCAUUCCACUAUUUCUGUCUUUAAUGUGUUCAGUUAUGAUUCAAAUAGAAUUCAGUUAUUAAUUCUUCAUAAGUAAUACUGAGACUGCGAGCAUAAUUCUAAUCUUAGUUCCAUAUCAGACUGGUCAGAAUUGUACUGUCAACUUGUAAUAAAUUAUUUUUUUCAGUGAUUAACUAAAAUUCAUAUUGAUGUCAUUUUGUUUGAGAUGUUGCAGAUAAAUAUUUGUAAAAGUUGUCAGGUGUAUUCAUUGAUCAACCUUUCUGCUUUUUAAUCUGGUUGGAUAGAAUUGAACUGAACAUGCUGAAUUGUUUUAAUGAAAGAAAGUCUCAAGGAAUAUAGUUCAUGUUACAACCUUGAUUAUCCAGUCCUCAUAGACUAGAUAAUCAGGUAUUAUUCCCAGCAAAAAGGUGUCAAUUUAGACUAACUCAUACUAUAAACUUGCAUGCUAUUCAAAUGAAAUCUUUCAUUUUAUUUCCAUGAAACAGUGUUUUCAUGUUUGUUUUCAUUUGUUUCCUCAUUGUUUGCUUAAGUUGUUUAUAUUUUCAUUUUGAAUCGUAUUUUAGGUAAUGUUUUCAUUCAUGUCUUAGAAUGAAUUUUAUACAUUUUCAGAUGUAAGUAUUUAAAUUCAUUUUAUUGUACUUUGGGAAAGGAAUGCUUUUAAGUGGAAUACCUUGUAUAUACCAGGUAUGUUAUCAAUAUUGUAUGAUACAACUCACUGUAUAUUGCACUGCAGAAUUUAGCUAGUCACUAUUGAGAGGUGUUUACCAUGUGUAUUUCAACUACAAACUAUUAGAUAUAAAUGUAUAUAGAAUAUAAGUAAAGUAUUCAAAUUAUCUUCAUGUAAUAAUAGAAUAUUUAGAAAACAGUUGAGAUUUUAGGCUUUGUGAAGAAUAUUUAGAAACAUGUGUAAAUCUAGUGACUUCAUACCAAGCUCAACACCAAAAGAAAAUGUUUAAAAAGUGUCUUUUUGGUGAUCCAAAAAUAUGUGUAACAACUGAAUUGGUGAUGCAGUUAUUUUACAUGGGUUGCAAGUAUAAGACAUUUUGACGAUUUCUGACAAAAUAUGCUUUCUGGGUAAUGUUUGUUUUCUAAAGUGUUGAGCUGUUGGUAUGAAUGUCUCGACCAUUGCAACAGUUACAUAUGCUUGUAAGCACAUUAUCUGAUUAUAUUUGUAGGGGAAUAAAGUCUUCUUUCAUUCAUGAA